AUCAAUGUCUCUAUUUACUGAAACACAAAUACAACCCUUUUGACCCUCUUCACACUCCUCCCUCUCCCUCUCUCUCUCUCUCUCUCUCUCUCUCCCCUCACGAUCUCUCUGUCUGCAUCAGGCUCUUAUUCACUACCAAUCCGAGGUUUUUCAAAGGAUGGAUUUGAUGUCGGGAUACAAGAAUCGCGUACAGGGGGUGGUUGGGCGUGUAUUUGGGAAUGAGAAUUCUGGUUCGAGUGAAGAUAGCUAUGUUGAAAGGUUGCUUGAUCGCAUAAGCAAUGGCGUCCUUGCGGAGGAUAGGAGGGCUGCUAUUGCCGAACUUCAAUCUGUUGUAGCUGAAAGUGGUGCUGCCCAACUAGCUUUUGGGGCAAUGGGUUUUCCUGUUAUUCUAAGUGUCUUGAAGGAAGAGCGUGAUGAUGUUGAAAUGGUUCGUGGUGCUCUAGAAACUAUUGUGAGUGCCUUGACUCCAAUUGACCAUGCAAGAGGGCAGAAAAAUGAGGUUCAACCUGCUUUAAUGAACACUGAUUUGCUUUCCAGAGAAUCGGAAAGCAUUUCUCUUCUUCUAAGUCUGUUGUUGGAGGAGGACUUCUAUGUACGAUAUUACACACUUCAACUAUUGACAGCUCUUCUCACAAAUUCUCCAAAUAGGUUACAGGAAGCCAUUCUAACUAUUCCUCGUGGAUUAACUCGGCUCAUGGACAUGCUCAUGGAUCGUGAGGUUAUCAGGAAUGAGGCCUUGUUGCUUCUGACUUACUUGACUCAUCAAGCGGAGGAAAUUCAAAAGAUUGUGGUCUUUGAAGGUGCUUUUGAGAAGAUUUUUAGUAUUAUUAAAGAGGAAGGAGGUUCAGAAGGUGGUGUUGUUGUGCAGGACUGUCUUCAAUUGUUGAACAAUCUCAUUCAUAACAAUGUGUCUAAUCAGGUAUUGUUAAGGGAGACUAUGGGCUUCGAUCCUUUGAUAUCAAUUCUAAAGCUAAGAGGAAGUAGCUACAGUUUCACCCAACAAAAGACAAUAAAUCUACUCGGUGCUUUGGAGACCAUCAAUUUGCUGAUAAUGAGAGGUCCAGAAACCGACCCUGCAAAGGAUGCCAAUAGGUUGACCAAUAAAACAGGCUUGGUUCAGAAAAAGGUUUUGGACCAUCUUCUAAUGUUAGGAGUAGAAAGUCAAUGGGCUCCUGUUGCUGUGCGAUGUACGGCACUUAGAUGCAUUGGUGAUCUGAUUGAGAGUCAUCCUAAGCAUCUCGAUGUCCUUGCAACUAAAGUUCUUGGUGAGGAGCCACAAUUAGAGCCAGCACUGAAUUCCAUCCUUCGAAUCAUCUUGCGGACUUCUAGCAAGCAGGAGUUUGUAGCAGCUGACUAUGUUUUUAAGUGCUUUUGUGAGAAAAACCCAGAUGGUCAAACAAUGUUAGUGUCUACAUUAAUCCCUCAACCGCAGUCAAUGGCUCAUGCUCCACCCGAGGAGGAUGUGAACAUGUCAUUUGGAAGCAUGCUGUUACAGGGUCUUACUUUGAGUGAAACUGAUGGCGAUCUCGAGACUUGUUGCAGAGCUGCCAGUGUUCUUUCUCAUAUACUGAAGGACAAUAUCCAGUGCAAGGAGAGGGUUUUACGUGUUGAACUGGAGGCACCAACACCGUCUUUGGGAUCCGCAGAGCCACUGUUGCACCGUAUGGUGAAAUACUUGGCUCUUGCUUCUUCCAUGAAAAGUAAAGAUGGAAAAUCAAGUACAUCGGGGAAUACAUAUGUUCAACCCAUUGUUUUGAAACUGCUGGUCACUUGGCUAUCAGAUUGCCCUAGUGUAGUCCAAUGCUUCCUUGAUUCACGUCCUCAUCUUACCUAUCUGCUAGAGUCAGUAUCUAAUCCAACGACAACUGCAUGCAUAAGGGGGCUGGCUGCGGUACUCUUGGGAGAAUGUGUUAUUUAUAAUAAAUCCAUUGAAACUGGAAAAGAUGCUUUUGCCAUAGUUGAUGCCAUUAGUCAGAAAGUCGGACUCACAUCAUACUUUUUGAAGUUCGAGGAGAUGCAGAAAAGCAUUCUUUUUUCUUCUGCUAAACCAGCUCAGCCCAUCAAACCAUUGUCCAGAUCUACGGCUGCUGGUAUGGAAGAGAUUGAGGACGUUGAUGAGAAUCAGGCAAUUGAUCAGAAGAAUGAAGAUCAUCCAAUGCUUGCGCCGCUGUUUGAUAGUCAGUUUGUGAACUUUGUUAGGAAUUUGGAGGCAGAUAUUAGAGAUAGCAUCGUGGAUGUCUAUAGCCAACCAAAGAGCAAGGUGGCAGUGGUGCCAGCAGAACUGGAACAAAAGGGUGGGGAAAGUGAUGGGGAGUACAUCAAACGGCUGAAAUCGUUUGUCGAAAAACAGUGCUCUGAGAUACAGGACCUUCUUAGUCGAAAUGCAACUCUGGCUGAAGAUCUGGCCAAGAUGGGUGGUGGUGGCUCUUCUCGACCUGAGCAUAGAGCUAGCGGAGGUGCAGAAAGAGUCCACGUUGAGACACUUCGUAGAGAUCUUCAAGAGGCGUCCCAACGGUUAGAGAUGCUCAAGGCGGAUAAAACCAAGAUCGAGUCGGAGGCCACGAUGUACCGAAAUCUAGCCACAAAGAUUGAAGCCGAUUUGAAGAGCUUGUCUGACGCUUACAACAGUCUUGAACAGGCAAAUUUCCAUCUGGAUAAGGAAGUUAAAGCCUUAAAGAGUGGUGGGGCCAUGCCUGUUCCAGAUAUUGAUGCUAUAAAGGCGGAAGCGAGGGAAGAAGCACAAAAGGAGAGUGAGACGGAGUUGAACGAUUUGCUUGUGUGCUUAGGGCAAGAGCAGAGCAAGGUGGAGAAGCUGAGUGCGAGGUUAUUGGAAUUGGGGGUGGAUGUUGAUGAAUUACUAGAAGGUAUUGGCGAUGAGACUGGGUUGCCAGAAGACGGGGAAGAGGAGGAAGAGUGAUGGUCCUUAUGUUGGUAAGCCUUUCUACUUUUAGUCAUUACAUUUCUUUUCCAGAAUUCCCCAAAUGGCUGAUUUGCGUUGACCCUUUGUCCAUCGUUGGUGAAUUUGUACAGUCUGGUAUUGUUAUUUAUGAUUUUGAGAAGUUGAGUUGGACUUCAUUAAUCUUUGGAAUCUGUCUGGGAUACUUUUGUUGGUGAAAGGUUGAUGUGUUUUCUGGUACAUUGACAGCAACUCCCAACACACUAUUUUAAUCAACUUGGUAGUAUGCAUUUUUU
Molecule: messenger RNA, 3192 nt
Organism: Rhododendron vialii
Lineage: Eukaryota; Viridiplantae; Streptophyta; Magnoliopsida; Ericales; Ericaceae
Product: golgin candidate 6
Exons: 20
Coding region: 158-2917 (919 amino acids)
Biological process (GO): vesicle fusion with Golgi apparatus; transcytosis; endoplasmic reticulum to Golgi vesicle-mediated transport
Cellular component (GO): ER to Golgi transport vesicle membrane; Golgi stack; endoplasmic reticulum
Source: RefSeq, a predicted model, not a curated record